Lottia gigantea (owl limpet) is the source of this 609-nucleotide messenger RNA. RefSeq lists its product as hypothetical. The record is from RefSeq and is a predicted model, not a curated record. Lineage: Eukaryota; Metazoa; Mollusca; Gastropoda; Lottiidae. The transcript has 3 exons. Bases 1 to 609 code for a protein of 202 amino acids.
AUGGCAAAGGGAAGAGAAAUGUUCAAACACAUUCUAUUGUUGGCCAUGAUAGCAUCUACCGAUGCAACAACCAGUGAAACUACCGAUGCAACAAUCAGUGAAACUACCAAUGCAACGACCAAUGAAUCUACCGAUGCAAUAACCAGUGAAUCUACCGAUGCAACGACCAAUGAAACUACCGAUGCAACAACCAGUGAAACUACCGAUGCAACGACCAAUGAAUCUACCGACGCAACAACUAGUGAAACUACCGAUGCAACAACCAGUGAAUCUACCGAUGCAACAACCAGUGAAUCUACCGAUGCAACAACCAGUGAAUCUACCGAUGCAACAACCAGUGAAUCAACCGAUGCAACAACCAGUGAAUCUACCGAUGCAACAACCAGUGAAACUACCGAUGCAACGACCAAUGAAUCUACCGAUGCAACAACCAGUGAAUCUACCGAUGCAACAACCAUAAUUGAUUGUGAAUUUAUAAAUGAGAAUGACAUGUCUAUUUCCUUCACAAUCUAUGCUGUUUUUGAAAUGUUAUCUGAAGGACAAGUGUCGGGUCGUUUGAAAUCAUUAUUGUUAUCUUUUCCAGCUAAUAAUUUGGUUAAUAAUUCAUAA